Messenger RNA from Dryobates pubescens (Downy woodpecker), 1582 nucleotides. RefSeq names its product glyoxalase domain containing 4 (gene GLOD4). The coding region runs from base 14 to 910 and encodes 298 amino acids. Lineage: Eukaryota; Metazoa; Chordata; Aves; Piciformes; Picidae. The transcript is spliced from 9 exons. The record is from RefSeq and is a predicted model, not a curated record.
CCACUCCGCCGCGAUGGGGGCCCGGCGCGCGCUGCACUUCGUCUUCAAAGUGGCGGACCGCGGCCGGACCGCGCGCUUCUACCGCGAGCUGCUGGGCAUGAGCGUUCUGAGGCAUGAGGAGUUCGAGGAGGGCUGCAAGGCCAGCUGCAACGGCCCUUAUGAUGGAAAAUGGAGCAAAACCAUGGUGGGCUAUGGGCCAGAAGACAACCACUUUGUUGCAGAGUUGACUUACAAUUAUGGUAUUGGAGAAUAUCGCCUGGGCAAUGACUUUCUGGGCAUAACACUUGUGUCCAGCCAGGCUGUGAGCAAUGCAAAGAAGAUGGGGUGGCCCCUCAAAGAAAUAACAGCUGGUGUUUUUGAAGCUGAAGCCCCAGGGGGGUACAAGUUCUACUUGGAAGACAAGGAACAAGGCAAACAAGAUCCUGUGCUGAAGGUGACCUUGGGUGUCUCUGAUCUGCAGAAGUCUGUUAACUACUGGUCUGACUUACUUGGGAUGAAAAUAUAUGAGACGGAUGAGGGAAAACAAAGGGCUUUGCUGGGCUAUGGGGACAACCAGUGUAAGCUGGAGUUGAAGUCUGUUGGAGGAGCAGUGGAUCACGGGACAGCAUUUGGGCGGAUUGCCUUCUCCUGUGCGAAAGAAGAGUUGUCAAAGAUUGAAGCACUGAUGAAAAAGGAGAAUCAGACAAUUUUAACACCUCUGGUUAGCUUGGACACACCUGGCAAAGCCACAGUGCAAGUGAUUAUUUUGGCUGAUCCUGAUGGCCAUGAAAUCUGUUUUGUGGGAGAUGAAGCGUUCAGAGAUCUGUCCAAGGUGGACCCUAACGGUGACAAACUGUUAGAUGAUGCCAUGGCGGCAGACAACAGCGACAAGUGGUUUGCUGCUCAGAAAAAGAAGAAGGCUGCUGCUUAGCUGGAGAGAAGGUCUGGGCUGCUGCCUCGUGCCUUGGUUAUCAUCUGAGAAAAUGCCAGCCCUGUAUAAUAAUGUGUUGCAUUCCCCUUUCCAGUAACAGGCUUCCAUGAUGGUUGAUUUGGUUGAUUUUAAGCUUUUGUCUCGCUGCUGCUGUCUCCUUUCAAGCAAAACUCGUGUUGUCCUUCAGAAAAAUCAGGUUCUGCAAUAAGGAGCAGGCUUCAAAAUUGGAGGCCAUCAGUGAAGAGGAACACAUCUCAUUUCUCUGCUGUUCUUCUACUUGAAAAAGAGGCUGCUAAAUUAAUUACAAUAUCCAGUUCUCUUAACUGGCUUUUGCAGCUCAGAGAAGAGAUUUUCAGGCAGCUGUGGCUGUAUCACAAGUGUCCCACGUCAGUGGCAAGGUGUUGGGAUGAAGGGAAGGGCUGUGUGUGGAGAACUGGAGCAGUUCAGCUGCCAUUUCAUAUGCUUGGUUACUGGGAACAGAGAAAUCAUCCUGCUAAACCAUGUGGACAGUCUAGUCUGGAACAAACCACGUUUAAAUUCCAACAUUUUUCCCAGGCUUUUCUCAGUGGGGUUAUUGACAUCGUGGUUUCCACCCCAAAAUGAGGAGCCUUCCACAUUCCAGGCUGGAGCCAGGGUCUUGCUUCAGGGCAUGUAGCAACGCUGUGCUGUCUG